Aphanomyces invadans is the source of this 763-nucleotide messenger RNA. RefSeq lists its product as hypothetical. NCBI's taxonomy places the organism in Eukaryota, Oomycota, Saprolegniomycetes, Saprolegniales, Verrucalvaceae. The record is from RefSeq and is a predicted model, not a curated record. The transcript is spliced from 2 exons. The coding region runs from base 57 to 683 and encodes 208 amino acids.
GCGCAAACGGUGGUGUCCGGAUACCCCAUUUGAACCAAAUUCUGAGGCAUCGUGAUAUGAAGACGGCGUCCACAUCUCCCGCCCGACGGAGCCUCGCCGCAGCCAUCGGCGAUGUCAGUCCCCCUCGAACGAAGAAGGAAGCUGAGUGCCCAGGAGCACCGAAGAAAAAGAAACGAACGAAAGUGCGCACGUUCCCGCGACUGAUCUUGAACGCAGACAACGAGGCAGGAGGAGGCAUCAUAGCCAACCCCGCCGCCGUCCGAUCCUUGGAGGACGAACUGCGCGUCGCGGCACCCCCUGAUGAGGUUGUUCCAUCGAAAGGAAUCGCGGAUAGUCCCGCCCCUUCCGGUCUGAUGGCCUUUGUCGCGAUCUCGAGCACUUCUCCAGUCCGAUCACCAAUCGCUACACGGUCCAAGACGUCGCUUGCGACGCGUUUAUCGACGCCAUCGCAUCUACGCAGCCCGGCCACUCCAAACCUCCGCCGUGUCGCUCACACGAUGACCCACAACGCCCCCAGUCCCGACACGACUCGUCACGUGGUGCCGCGACCGGCGAUCGCCCCACUCCCCAUGGGAGACUUGAACGUAUGCAAAGAUCCUUCCGAGGAAGGUGACAGUUCCAUCAACCCCAUUCCAUCUCGCGCGAUGUACUUUGGCAUCCCUCCACCCUUGUUUCUACACUAAGUCUGUCGCGGGUUGGAGCAUGUAUUCUCCCUUCCUCGCGGCUGUAUUUAUUCCUUGAACAUGAAGUACGUUGUCCAUAA